CUCAUUCCAAGGUCCUGCCCGAAAUGUAAACAUGUGUUCUGCAUUCGCCCGUGAUUUUGCGCCUUUUCCAGCAAAAGUUUAGAAUUGCGAUCUCCUCUAUCACCUGCAGUAUCGUGAAGUAUUCGUAGUUACUGGUGCCAGUCAAAACUUUGUGAAUUGUUUCUCGGGCUGUCAUCAAAUGUGUUGUGGUUGUAGCUGAGAAAAUUUCAGACCUCUCGUUCGUGAUAUUCCUCUCUGUUAAUAAUGUGAUGCAAGAGAUUUCAACUCCAUGGAUUCUGGAUUUCAUGGGCUCCUACAGUUGCCCUCGACAGAUGAUCAAGAGCUGUGACCCUUCAGAGUCUUCCAAAAGAAUUUGCACUUUUACUCAUCAAACUCUGAAAGACUUUAAUUGACCAGCAAAUAUGGAAUAUCAAGAUUCUGACAUUGGUUUACCAGCAAUGGAGUGCGCAGUUUCUGAUGUCUGUUUCCCAGCAAUGGGGUAUGAAGAUUUGGAUGCUUGUUUGCCUGCUGUUUGGCUCGUCUUCGGAGGGUCUUAUUUGAAUCACUCCAAUGCCCCGCGAACAACGCCAGAAGCUUAUGAAGACAAUUUUGAAACCCCAUCCAGCAAGGAACCUCCAGAUCAUCGUGAGAAAAUUUUGGUAGAUUUAUUAAGUUUUCAUUUAGAAACUGAAUUUGUUAGGUUUUCUGAGUCAUUCAUUGAGUCAACUCAGUUACAAUCUGUACUGAAUUUGCUAAAAUUAUGGUCUGAAGAUCUUACCUUUAUAUAUGAAAUUCGAGAACAACUGUCAAUAAAUAAUAAUGAUUAUGAUUUAAAAGAAAAAAUAUUAGUGCAGCGAAUUUUAUCAAGAAUUAAAACUUUCGAUUUUUGUACUAUUAUUCCAAAUGGACUAAUUUCAGCUGAGCACUUAGAUGGUCAUGAAAAUGUUAAUCUAGCUAUUUUGCAGAAAAAAGGUUGUUGCAUUGAUUGGAUUCAAGUCAAUCCUGGCGGUCAGUAUCACCAAAGUUGUCAUGAUCUGAUCGAUGUGAGAAGUAAUGCUUUCUUAAAGAUCUCAGACGUUGAUAUCAAUAACAUCACUGAGGAAUGGGUACACUUAUUAUUAACUUUAAAGAGCAUUCGCCCACGUAGCAGCUACCAAGAACUUAUGUUGUAUGAAUGGCUGCUGCCCCAUUUAAAUGGCAAGACCGUUUUUCAGUCAGAGCCAGAUGAUGGUUUUGUUACUCAUUCCCAUUCAUCACCAAGCCAGAUUUGGCAAGUUGUCGAUCAGUCAUUCCGGUAUUUACUAUGGUACUUUAUUGGUGAUGUUUACCAACCAAUUUACCAAGAAGUAAUAACAAGCUUCAAAAUUUUCUUGAUGGAAAAAGUACUAACUGCUUUCCAAGACCAGACUAGCAAAAACAUUGAACAGUGUCAUUUCCUUUUGCAAGAAAUGUGUCCGAGAAUUGCACAGCAGGCUCUCGAAUUCGGGAAUGAGAAACAAAAAGAGUAUGCUUUUCACCUUAUUCAAGCUGUAAAAGCAGCAAUUGAUUAUCGCUGCAGUCAACAGCAACAGGAACUUGCCUCUGAAUAUAAAGUUGGUCGUUCUCUCAAUUUUCCUGCAAUAGUCACCUUUCCUUCUCUUCGCUUACCCGAGCUCCCUUCCUCCUCUCGUAUUUCUCUCGUAGACAGUGUGCAAGCUCACCCCAAUUUUGUCAAACCAAAAACGGACGAUGACAUAAUUGAUUACCUCAGAAAGUUUCAAAGAAAUUUUGUUGACCAAUUGAAGUAUGCUGAAGACUUUGACUCGACUGUACUAUUGUGUUCCAGCAUUGAAUCAUUCUUCAUAGACUUCCUCGCUAACACUGAUAUUUUAGAAGCAUCACGAUUUGCAUCCUUUUCCAAAAAUGAUGGUUAUCUAGCAUCAUGUCUGAAAUAUCUUGCGGAGUUAUACUAUGUUUGUCAAGCUCGUUUAGUACACUGCUUUCUGAAAGAUGUGACCUAUGAACCACAUUCAUAUACAAAAAAUGUGAUCAUUCAAUUUUUCAUGUAUGCAAGUGUUGCCGCAUUGAACCUUCGCCAUGCACGUAUAGGGCCUCUUCUAGCAGAGUAUAACUUUAGUACCGCUUGCAGUGAUUCUCUAACAUUACCAACUAUAAUUCCAUAUCUUGUGGUUGAAGAUUCUCGAUGGCUCAGCACACUAUUUUCUGUUCAAAGCUUUUUCCACCGACGCCGUUGUUUCAAGAAAGGCACACUCUUCUCAUGCAACAAAUUCCGUAACAUAAAACCUGAUUGCUACAUGUCUUUUUCUGCUGAUGUUAAAAGUGAAGAUAUGGAUCUUGAAGAGGAACUAGCCUAUAAUUUGCUCCAAACUGAUACAAAUUCUUUAAAACGUUUUAAUGAAGCAUACGAGAAGGACGAUGAUAAGUACAGGUACCAGGACUUGCCCCAUAAGAAAUGGAUAGAGCUUACAUACACUUGCUCUAAGGACUAUUUACCAGAUUUGUACAUACUAUUACCGAUAGUAGCUCACAGUGCCAAAGUAGCCCUGACUGGGUUUAAUUUUUUUACCGGAGAUUCUAGUUCUUUUUCACCUGAAUGGAAUUCCAGGAGGUUUGGUAGCAGUCUCUUUGUCUACUUCAAAAUAAAUAAAAAAAAUGUCAGUACCAAGGCUGACAUAAGCAAGCUAACCAGUUAUAGAUAUAAAUCGAAUGGAUAUUAUGCAGACCCCUAUCAACGUUUUAUCAGUCAUUAUGAAAAACCCCGAGACGAAAAUGCGAAGGAAAUUUGUCUUCACUUGCAUGAAAAUGAUUUCAUAGCCAACUUAUGUAUUAAACCAGAUACAAUGGACUGCAAUCGAUUUUUACAGCUAGGGUUUUUGCAGAGUGAACCACAUCUGAAGUUGGAACGUUUGUAUAUUGGACUCAAGGAAAAUCAGCUCAAUUUUAGUAGUAUACAAGAAGGCGUCUUAAUAAAGCAAACCCUAUUUGAAAUUAGCAUUACCAAGAAAAUUGAUGAGAAACCCUGUUCUUGGCUGACAUGGACCGCCUCCCACAAGCCAGAAUUAAUUCAUUCAUUGGGCUUGCUAUUCAUAGAAAAAGCACGGGUAAUGGAAUAUCGCCUAACUCAGCAUUAUGCGUUGGGUGACAUACUUAUAGUGACUUUGGGGCUUCUAACUUUUUAUCCAUCCACGUACAAAAAUGCCCUCAUCGAAGGAAUUCUUGAUAUAUUCUACUUACUCAAAAAAAUUUUAACAGAGCCUCCUGCACACUUAAGUGGAACUAGCUUACUUCAUCUCAACGCAUAUUUAAUCAUCAGCGCACAAGCAAAACCGCAGUUAUUAGAAACAGAGCUGGCUACUUUAUUAAAAGCAUUUCUGAUGAUCCAGAAAUAUAAAGUUAAAGGAGUCCAUUUGGACAGCAGUUGGAGACUGCGCUUACAUGCAGCAAGUUUUGAAUGGCACUCGCAGGUUGCUCAUCAAUUACGAGAGAAACCGGAUAUUCUGAACGAUAUAAUGUCAAGCGUCAUUCCACAGUGGAAUCAGGAAAGUCAGUGGCAAGAGACUGAGAGCAAUUGGCUUUUCAGGUGUGGUGAUUAUACAAUUAAACCGUUACAUGGUUGCAUUUACUUUCAAAAUCAGCCACUCAUGGGACUACCUAGCAGUAUCACAGAGCACAAAAUCUUCAGGGAAUAUUUGGGUGUAGUGAAUUUCGCCGUUAUUCCUGAAAAAUGUCAAGUUAAUUCCGAAACUGUGCCAUGUUACUGUUCUGUUGAUCAUGAGCCCCGAACACGAUUGACACUAGUUCGGAAUAUAUUGUUCAUAGAAGAAUGGAUCGAAGAUGGCUUUCAACGUUAUAUACCUGCUGAUGAAAUAUCCUGUCAAAAUAAAUACCCCCAAGCCCUUUAUGAGUUACCAAAUAAAGCAGGCAAAUUAAGACAUUGGUUGAAAAGCUCCACACUGAUACUGAUUAAAGAUCAAAAUAGGAAAGUUGUUUAUGAAUGGGACCUGCAAAAGAACACUGUGCUCUCUUUACUGCAUGGUGGAUUUGUUGUCCCUUGGAAUCAAGUAGAAGUGUGUUUCUUUAAGACGUGGCUCGAACGAAUCGAGUCUGCUGAUUGGAUAGAACUAAUUGUUCAGCCAUCCCUGAAUGAUGCGUUUGUCCUUACGGAAUCUUUAAAUCUACCUCGAUUAGGUUUACAUUUUGAGUUCAAGGAAGGUAAAUUUUACUCCAAGCAAAUACACGGCUACAUCAUCGCUGAAUCACAACUCUUGAAUACCUUGCCAGGUUUUUUAAAUUAUUUGGUUAUAGAGAAAAAAGAACGCAGCUCAGCAUGGUCUGUCAAAGUUAUAAUUCCACAUCGCCUAAUAAAACCAAAAGGUCCGUUUUAUGACAAAAGUUUAACUAUUGAUACUGAUUUGGCUCUACUACCGCCUUAUUUCGUCUACGAUUAUGAUUUUAAAUUAGACAUGCUGAAAGGCCACCGCAUCCAAGCUCAACUCUAUCUGGCCUUAAUUUUUUAUCGCUCAGCGUCUUUUGAUAGUUAUGACAUAUCCAAUUGUAAUACGUUUCACUUGGCAAGAGAAAACUUGGAACUUUGCUGGAAAGAUCAACCUUAUGAUGAAAUUGAAUUGAGCAUUAUUGAACAGUUUCUGAAAGUUAAAGUUGAAGACAUUCGAGGAUUUCACAGUCAUAGCCUAGCAAUAUAUUUAAAAGUUGUUUCUUUGCUGAUUAGCAGUCUACGCUUAGAGUUUUUGUACACUGAUGAAAAUGCUAAGUCAAAUAAAGAAAGAAGUCGUCAGUUAUUAACAAAGCUAUCCAAAACGCUUCCUCGUUUGUUCUUAACUUAUUUACAAAAUAAGCCAACUAUUUUUUCACGCAUACAACUUAGUUUAGACGAGGAGCAAGAUGUCAUAAAUCAAUGCCUCCCUCAAACAAGCAAUUCACUUAGCAUUCAACAAGAAUUCCCUGAUGUCUUAUGUUUAUUAAAAGUCUACAAUGAAGUGAAUUUUGAACUACAGUCUAAAACGCUCCCACCUCUGCAGAAAACAAAACCUUUCAACUCGUUCUACGGACAGUUUUUCUCAAAAGACAAUCUUCAAAGAACUAAUUUUGAACAUAUUUAUCAAAAGAAUCUCGAAUAUUUCAAGUUCUCCUACGACACAGAGAAAUAUAAUUGGACCAAAAAUGUAUCUUCUGACAUAGAUAACAUACUAAGUGGUCGAUUUCAUGUAAAAGAUUACAUCACCCUGUAUGAUUUAGCUAAAAAUUCUCUGCUAAGCCUUCCCAAGUACUGCUAUUUGUUGCAUUAUGUAGUGAUGACUCAAACAGAAGUCCCGAGUGAAAUGAAAAUGAUGCUAGCUCGUUCUCUUCUUCUCGUUGCUGAACAUCCAGCAAAUUUCCCAGAGUCUCCUCGCUGGUUUCACACAAGUAAUCUGUCUGUGAACUUGAAGCGACGGAAAGUACUUAAAGAUGAUGUGAUUGGCUCUUUUCCCCUCUAUCAUAGGAAGAGAGCGUAUGAUGCAAAUGAAAUGGAUAUUGAGGAAGAAAAACAAAAAGAGGAUAAAUAUAAAGCAGAAAAUGAAAGGAUUUGGCGCUACCUCAAGUGCUAUGAUUUAGAUGAAGAACUAGUACCCAACUGUCUUCCUCAAAAUACUGAUGAUUUCCAAUUAAAAUAUGAACGUCACAUGACUUUUGAUUACCCUAGUAAGCAACAAACAGUAAGGCAAAUCUACUUGAAAUCAGCAUACAAUGAUAGUAUGUUCUAUUUUUUCUAUCAUGUUCUGAAUCUUUGUGAUAAUAUUAAACAUUCAUCUCAUAUGGGUUGGCCUGUAGCUGAAUUCAUUUCGGAAACUAUUAAGGUCCCUUUUGAGGCCAGAAUAGAAAAUUCUUUGACUUUUACCUCAGAACAAGUUAGUCUAGAAAAUUUGGCUACUCUCCAGGAGCCUCUGGUCGAUUUGAACCAAUUUUUUGCUGUUGAUUCGUCACAAUGUGGAAGCAGUACCUUCCUGUUUGAAUCACAACUAGAAGAACCCAAGAAUGGCUAUCAACACAAAUUCUACAGUGAAUUGAAAGACAGUUGGCUUGCAUAUCAAAAUGAAAAACAGUUCUUUUACUCUUGGCUUAGCCCCCAGUCCAUGAAGGAAUUAGAAAUGUUGCUUCAAACAAAACUCGGCGAAAUCCGUAAACAAACAGAACAACUUUGGGAUUUCAUAGCAACGCAGUUCGAACAGAAAUCAAACAGCGAGUCAAAUGACUAUUUUGCACUGCGAUGGUACAGUGGGCGAGCAAUUUACUAUAAUAAACGCGACAUUUUGACUUUAUUAAUUGAGCCUCAUAAGGUGGGAUGGUACAAUCCUGAUUGUCUAUCAAAAAAAGAUCAUCUAAUCAAAGAGUUACUCAAUUAUUUAAUUCACAAAAUAAAUUCGGCAAAAGUAAUUAGAGUGCUCAACCUCAUAGAACAAUACAAAGAAACCGAUAAUGAUGCAGAACAAUUCUCAGUGAUGCAGAGUUUGGUGAGGAGUCUACAAGAAGAUAUUGACCCAGCAUCGUUUCAAUAUCCCCAUUGGAUUCUAUUUCAAUACGAAAAUGAAAUAAUUGUCCGAAAUAAUCAGCAAGAACUAAUUACUGCAAUGUUAAAUCAAAGAGAAAAAGCCAUGUAUCAACUUAAUAUGGGUGAGGGCAAGUCAUCAGUUAUUUUGCCUCUGCUGAGCUACAACCUAGCUAAUGGCAAUCACAUUUUGCGCAUCAAUGUACUGUCUGCCCUAUUAAUUACGAUGAAAGAAUUUUUGCGACAACGUUUUUCAGGAUUGAUCCGGAAACAUAUUUAUACGUUACCGUUUGAUCGUCAGACAGAAAUUCCAUCAGAGCAUAUAGCUCUAAUAUCAGAAAUGCUGAGAACAUGCCAAAGCAACAAGCAUAUAUUACUAGUGACCCCAGAACAUCGCUUGUGCUUGCAGUUGAAAGAGAGAGAAUUAUUGCUUGAAAGUCAACAACAAAUGGACGCCACAAACACCUUUAGCUGGAAGACCUACAGACAAAGAGCUGAGCUUAAUAAUGAUUUUUACAAAGACUUGACUGAGUUAGAAGUUCAAGAGAUGUUGUUGAGACAAGAUGAGUGCCUUAAAGCUUGUUUGCAGCAAGAUGGUUACAUAGACUCUGAAGACUCAGAUACUAAUACAAUUCUCCGUCCACCACCCCGAGGACAAGCUCGUAUGGACUUUGCUCAUUACAAAAAAGUUAUUAGUGAUACAUCAUUCAGAGAAUGGAGUUGUUUAAGAGCUGCAUAUCGCGAAUUAUUGUACAAUUCAACAUUUGCUCAUGCUAGCACCAGUGAAACCCUCACGCAACUCAGUGAAUUGCAUGCAUUUGCAUGUAUAGAUUUACUGGACGAAUCCGACGAGAUUCUAAAAAAUAAUACUGAAUUGAAUUAUACGGUAGGGGACCGCUGUGCUUUCUCUGGAGGAGAGUUUCGUUGGGAAAUCCCACAGUUUUUCAUCAAAGCUAUUUUUUGUGAUGAUGAUGUAAGAGAAGUCAUUGAUGCUGGAAAAGUCCAUGGUUUCACAGCAAUUAAUCCUGGAUAUAGCGAAGGAGGAGGCGUUCCUUUUAUUCAGUUGCUCAGUGAAUCCUAUUUUGAUAAUAAAAUUAAACCUCUACUCCUAGAAAAAUUUUUCCACGAAAAUCUACUUUCACUCAGGAAAUAUCAAACUAGUGCAGAUAGUCAUUCAGCUGAAGUGGGAAUUAGCUCCCUGAGACAAUACACAGCUGGACAACUUCCACUGAAUGCAGAAAAGGAUGUUGUAGCUUUUCUUGCUGAUAAAGGUGCACUUAAAGAUAAAAUCCUAAUCGCCAAAGGAUGGCUGUCCCAUGGUAUUUUAUUUCAUGUAUUCAAUGCUAAGUAUAGAGUUCAAUUUGGUUUAAAUUUAAACGCUGAGGGUGAAACAACCAAACUUAUCGCAAUUCCCUUUUUGGGAAAAGAUACGCCUUCGCCUCGUUCGGAGUUCUCACAUCCAGAUGUUAUGCUUGGAUUCACAAUAAUUUGUUACUUGUACAAAGGUCUCACUCAGAAGGAACUCAAGGAAACUUUGCUCAGUCUAAAGAGUAAUUUUAGUACCCCAGUUGGCGACAUGCAGCUCGACACUUGGACUCAGGCUGGUGAAGCUUGGAUUAGAACUCGGACAGACCAUUUUCCACCAUUGGUACUAACUUCGCUUCAGCAUGUAGAUCUGGCAGAUGAGCUAUGUUUGGCACAAAUGCAUCAAUAUUUAUCUAGAAACUACCUUGCCAUAUUCUUUUACCUAAAUCAGUUUGUCUUAUUGGAAGAGGCCAUGCAGUAUCGCCACAAAAUCAGUGCCAACGCCCAUUCUCUUGUUGGCUACAAUGCAGCAUUGGGUUUUUCAGGCACUGACGACAGAAAGAUAACUAUGCCAUUUCAAGUUAAAUCUCUUUGCUCCACCUCUCAAGUAGGCACCAAUGGUAAAUUAUUAUCAGUUCUAACCCAAGAUCGGAACAGUCAUUAUCACACCUUGAAAACUGACGACUCCAAAGCAUUGUUGAGAGAACUGUGUCAAUUUGUUACAGAAAAUAGGCACUGCCAUGCGUUGAUUGAUGCAGGAGCUUUAAUUACAGGACUAACAAAUAGCGAUGUUGCCAAUUUUUUACUCAUUCACCUACCUGAAACGUUUGUCGGCAUUUUAUAUUUUAGUGAUGAAGGUAAUAAUUUAAUUGUUGGCACCAGAGAUGGAAAAACAGCUGCACUGCAGGAUUGUUACUUGGACAAAAAGUUCUUGUUUGCUUAUUUGGAUGAUAUCCAUACCCGAGGUACAGAUAUACAACUUCCUUUACAUUGUCAUGCCAUUUUAACAAUUGGCAUGGGAAUGUUGAAGGAUAAACUGAUGCAAGCCGCCAUGCGGCUAAGGCAACUGGCUCAAAAACAGUGUGUUACAUUAUGGGGAACACAGGCAGUAAGCUUUGCUAUUGCUCGAGAUAAUAACAUCGAUCCAUCAAGAAUUAAUAGCCUUGAAGUAAUCAAAUGGGUAACAAAGAACACAAUCGAUCACAUCAAUGAGGAUUUGUUCCAUGUCGCAGUGAGGAAAAUUAACUUCGAGUUUUUGAAAAGAGCCGAGGUUUGGUUGAAGGAGGCUCCUGCACACCUCAGUACUUUGGUACAAUGUUGUCAAGAUAAAGAAUUGUUUCAGUUGGAAGAAUUUUAUGCUCUCUCCCCACAAUCCGAAGAUUUAGCUGACCGACUAGGCUGGCUAGUUGCUGGGCGUUUUAGAUCAUUUUGGCAGGAGAUGGAGCUUGAGUUUCGUAACAAAAACUUGAUUGAUACACCAUUUUAUGAAAAAGUGUUUAAUCGUUGUACAAAGAAUGCAUUUAAAGAACAGUUAUUUGCUAUUUGUGAUGAAAUGACAAUUUAUCUCCAACAGGGUCUAAUACAUCAUUCGUUGGAUGGUGAUGAAGAGAAAGAGAAUGAGGUAGAGAUUGUACAGGAGCGGCAAGUUUUAAUUAAAAGGGAAUAUCGAUGCGCAUAUCAGGAGAAACGAUGGGAUGUGCAGUUAAUUUUUAAGGAAAAUUUUCUCAAAGAAGCUCUAGAUCUAGCGAUUAUCAUGCCUCUCAGUGCUGUCUCAAACUUUGUACAGUCUCCCUCCCGUAUUGAAGACAUUGUAUGGCAUAAAGACAUCUACAUGACAGUCAAUUAUAUUCAAAGUGUCAAAUGUGAGCAAAAUGAUACUAUCGACAAUUAUUUGCGCCCUGUUGAUGUAGUAUUAAUUCAUCGGUCCUCAGAUAAGAGUGAGGCCUUAUUGUUGUCAGGUCGAGAAGCUUCUCGUAUCAAGUCUAGAUGUUGCAAAAAUCUUGAAAAUAACUUGUUAGUACAUAUCAAUGACAUAGAUGGUCACACCCAAUUGCCCACAGGGAUUGUUGUGAAUGAGCAAGAACAAAAGCUAUUGACAAUUGUAAAAUUGUUUGCUGGUGAAUGCCAUUAUGAAUCAUUGAGAGAAGUGCAACGCAUCGCAGAGCUUGUCGGACGCAUUCAUCCAUUGUUUUUCAGUAGUUUGAGCUUAAAUGGUUCAUAUUCAGAAGAGCUCUACGAGAUUCUAAUUCAAGGAGGGUACAUUGACUAUGCAGGUGUUAUGACCCAGAAACUGUUGAACAUUCUGUGGUCUGUCAAAGCAGGUGAUCUAUUUUUUGAAUUUCCAGAAGAUCUUCAACUGAAUGAAAAAUUAUCAAAAAAAGUACAUGGAAUGUUUAAAGAGUUGAUUAUUAAGUCAACUGAUUCCUUACAAAAAGGUCAUUAUGUUCUUUGGCAGUGGGUAGGAGCACGCAACAGAUUACGUGAAUACCAUGGAUCAGCUCUAGAAUCUGUAAUUAACUCUGAUUACCAAAUUAAGUGUACACAAUAAAGGUGCCUUAAAAAGAAUUAUUUUAUGUCCUAUAAUUAAUGAAUUUUGAUUCAAGUUUUACCCUUUACCUAAGUACCUUACCUCUUUGCUGUUUGUUUAUUCUAAGUUUUGUAACUCCUUUUCUCAAAAAGUGAAGUGAUCCACAUCCUUUCUAAAUUUUUUUCUGGUCACUGAAAAAUAUUAAUUAGGGCUUGAGAAAUCAGUAUUGUGCUUUGUGAAUUUUGAAAUAUAGUUUCAUCCAUUUGAAUAAUGAAGUAGUAAAUAGAACUAUUAAAUGUUGAUGAGUAAUUUUCCACGUCAGUUCUUUUCUCAGCUAAAAUUGUUUGAACAUUACAUGUAGACAACUUUUCUCUUCUGUCAGUUUAUGCAAAAAUUGAUGACCGGAAAUUAAAAAUUGUGAGAACGCAAAAAGCUCUUGAGCUAUCAUACUCCAAGGUCAUCGAGAAGUCCAGAACCUUGAUUUUUAACUUCUUCCAUCAUAAUUGUGUCUUCCGGUCAACGGUAUUAUAAGUGCAUUGUUUUUCAUUUUUUCUCUUCAAAAAUGAAAGAAAAUUUCAAUCUUUUUCUCCUCCUAUCCUCAAAAUUUAAUCGUGAAUUUUAAAACAACAUUGCUAACUAAUUUCAAUGAAUGGGACAUUUUGUAAGAGAUUCAAAAAAAUUUUGAGAAUCUGGAAUUGUCAUAUAUAUUAUUGUUUUUUUAAGUUUUUUUUCUUAUCACUGUCCUCCAUUGUUUCCCUGUCUUAAAAAUCAGGUAUUCCGAAUUUCGAAGGAAGGUUCUGAGUGACAUAACUACUCAACGGACUUCCAAGUGCUUUAUUCUCUCUGUUUUUAGGAUUAUUUAUAGAUUAAGUAUGUAUAUUUAUUCAUUCAGUUUUUUGUUCCUAUCGAUUAUUAGGUUUUUGUCCAAGUCUAAGUGACCUGAUUAUUCCACUGAGUGCCGAGUGAUUUUUCUUCUCCGUUUUAGGAUUAUUAAUUAAAUUAAUUAAUAAUGUAUUUUCUUCUUCCCAUCCUCUCAGCUUUUUCUUGACAAGACAUUGCAUAUGUAUUCGUUUAGUUUUUUUUUUCCUUUCAAUUACAUAUAAAGUUUUUGUCAAAAUUAAAA
This is a messenger RNA of Bemisia tabaci, 11478 nucleotides long. RefSeq lists its product as uncharacterized. The record is from RefSeq and is a predicted model, not a curated record. Lineage: Eukaryota; Metazoa; Arthropoda; Insecta; Hemiptera; Aleyrodidae.